This is a messenger RNA of Lachancea fermentati, 786 nucleotides long. The record is from the annotation of a GenBank genome assembly. NCBI's taxonomy places the organism in Eukaryota, Fungi, Ascomycota, Saccharomycetes, Saccharomycetales, Saccharomycetaceae.
AUGAAGAUUCAAAAAAAUGCAGUAAAUGUGUUUGAGCGCACAUCUUCUUAUUUGAAAGCUGGUCUGCUUACCAAAACUCCUGCCUGGUAUGAUGUUGUUGCCUCUGUACCACCAUCAAAAUCAUUCGUCCGUGAACCGCGCCUAAUCAACCCUUCAACUAAGAGAAACACCUCUUUUCUACCUGAAUUUAACCAGGAACUAAAUAAAAGGAAUGAAACUUUCAAGACAAGGGCAAACACGCUCGACAAAAAGGUGGCAACCAACUCCAUUUACAGUGCGCCAAAACUUACCUAUGCAGAGGAUAAGCUGAGGGAACUAUUUUACAAGCAGCACCCUUGGGAAUUAUCGAGGCCAAAAGUACUUGUAGAAAAUACUGGAAAUGAGUCAUAUGAUUGGAGCACAAUUCAGCAGUUAGGAAAGCCACUUGAUGGUGAAAGUGUGGUGCAGAGAACACUAUAUUUAAUGAAGGCCAAGAAACACGAGAGUUUACUAGCGGCCUAUGACCAAGCACGAUUCGAAUUCUACCGUCUCAGGAUUCAGCAAGAAAUCGAGGAUCAAGUGGCCCAGGAAGAAGCAGAAAUGUUCGGCUCAGUUUUCGGUCCUUCAGCUAUUGAGUAUGGUCUCGAAAAGGAACAAAAGGUUAUUGAAGUAUGGAAAAGGAAGGCAAUCGAACAGUCUGAACUUAUUUCAGCGAGGAACAGUAAUCCCUCAGAAUCAUGGAGCAGUUCUCAAUCCAAGACCACAGAGGGCCCUGCUGACAGUGUCGACGAUGAAGUGCUAUUGUGA